Molecule: messenger RNA, 957 nt
Organism: Mastomys coucha (southern multimammate mouse)
Lineage: Eukaryota; Metazoa; Chordata; Mammalia; Rodentia; Muridae
Exons: 2
Coding region: 18-632 (204 amino acids)
Source: RefSeq, a predicted model, not a curated record
UCCCUAACCACUGAGAUAUGUGCCUAGGGAAGGAGUUCAGGGACCACGGGACCAGAGCGUGUGGCCGUGGCAUCAUCCUCAUCCCCACCGACGCCCAGCACACAACCGGCGUCCAGAAACUGACGCUGAACGCAAAGGAAUCAAUGAAUGGCCUGCUGGGGCAGCGCGGGGCGCGGGACCAGGCCUCGGUGCCGGAAAAGACCGCGAGAGGCCGCGCGCCAGGCCAGGAGAGGGGUCGGGAGGGGAGAGCGGGGGUCCGGCUCCGCCACGGUCAGCGUGUGGAGACUCCCGGACCUUUCUUGCGACUAGGGGCAGAAGCCGCUGGACUGGGGGCCCGGAUCUGGGAGCUAGAAAACAGGCUGAGACAGACAUCCGGGCGCAACCUCUCACCGCUGCCGUUGCCAGGCUGUGCAUGUUUGGAGCCGCCGCCGCUCUCCUUCCGCCGGACGCACCGAACCCCGCGUCCCAGCUUCAGCGGCUCUGCAGCCGAAGAUGAAGAGCGGCCAUCCGCCUCCGGCUCGCUCCGCCCCCUUCGCCGCCCUUUGACCUCUCACCUCGGACCUUCCGCCCACGCAACCCUUUCCCGCCUCCUGGACCUCGGCCUAGCCAACAAACCCAAGUAUGUUCUUUGAACCUUCAGAUUCAGGAUCAAAAUGACUUCUGCAGACUACUGGGCCUCGUAACCCCCCAGCAUCGCAGGUCUAUCCCCUGAGAAACGUGAACUCUGACUUUCUUCCGAAGACCAGAGAAGGGCGGGAAAAGGCCAGCGGUCUUGGAAGGACACGAAUUGCGCAUGCUCAGCCAGACAUUACUCGCUAAAAGGGAGUGUAAUUUUUGUCGUGCAUUUGGUUGCUACCCGUAUCUAGCCAUGACACUGACGAUGUCCAGUUUACCAAUUUUAAAUCAAGAUCUGGCAAAAAAGAAAAAGGUAAUUGGUAAUAAAGUUCUGUGUCGUUG